GUUGUCUGGGAGCGUGGGGCGCGAGGCGGUGCAUGGCGGACGCGGUGCUGUUCGAGUUUCUGCACACCGAGAUGGUGGCGGAGCUGUGGGCCCGGGACCCAGACCCUGGCUCAGGGGGAAAGAAGAAGAGCCUGUCGGUCCUGGAGGGCCUGGGCUUCCGCGUGGGCCAGGCUCUGGGUGAGAGGCUGCCCCGGGAGUCACUGGCCUUUAAAGAGGAGCUGGAUGCCCUCAAGUUCCUAUGCAAAGACCUGUGGGCAGCCAUGUUCCAAAAGCACAUGGAUGGACUCCGAACCAACCACCAGGGGACCUACGUGCUGCAGGACAACAGCUUCCCCCUCCUCAUCACCAUGGGCUCGGGGUCACAGUAUCUAGAGGAAGCUCCCAAGUUCCUGGCCUUCACCUGCGGCCUCCUGUGUGGCGCCCUCCAUACGCUGGGCUUCCAGAGCCUAGUCACCGCCUCUGUGGCUGCCCUGCCUGCCUGUAAGUUCCAGGUGGUGAUUCAGAAGUCCUGAGGACCCCAGCCCACAAGAUGGUGGCACCGUGGCCCUGUCUCAGCGGUCACCUCUGCAGGUGGUCUUGUAGCUGGAGCUCACAGGCUCUAAGCUCAUCAUGUGCUUCAGACGAGGGAAUGGAAGGAGCCGGAGGGCCCCGAGGGGCAGGACGGUCCCAUGACUUCAGAAUGGACAUGGAGGACACUGGGGCAUCACCCACAUGACAAGUGUUCAAUAAAGGUUCUUUACACGGAAA
This is a messenger RNA of Arvicola amphibius (Eurasian water vole), 747 nucleotides long. RefSeq names its product trafficking protein particle complex subunit 6A (gene Trappc6a). The transcript is spliced from 6 exons. Gene Ontology annotation, cellular component: TRAPP complex; cis-Golgi network; trans-Golgi network. Bases 33 to 512 code for a protein of 159 amino acids. Gene Ontology annotation, biological process: endoplasmic reticulum to Golgi vesicle-mediated transport; regulation of GTPase activity. NCBI's taxonomy places the organism in Eukaryota, Metazoa, Chordata, Mammalia, Rodentia, Cricetidae. The record is from RefSeq and is a predicted model, not a curated record.